Symbiodinium sp. CCMP2456 is the source of this 2166-nucleotide messenger RNA. The record is from the annotation of a GenBank genome assembly. Lineage: Eukaryota; Dinophyceae; Suessiales; Symbiodiniaceae.
CUAGCUGCUGAACAUCAACAGCUCUCCAUAGAAGCUGAGCUCCAGGAGAGCAAGCUGGAGAGGGAGCUGCGGGAGGAGAUUGAAGCGAAUCAAAACAGCAGAGUGGCGCUGGCGGCUGAACACCAAGCUCAGCUGCAGGAGCAAGAGGCAGUGUCCAAGCUCUCCAGGCACAGCGCCGCCGCCCUGGCAACACAGGAAGCCGAGGCCAGCGACGCUCGACAGCGAGCUGCUGAGCAUCAACUGCUCGCCACCGAAGCUGAGCUCCAGGAGAGCAAGCUGCAAAGGGAGCUGCAGGAGGAGGUCGAAGCAAUGUCCGAGCUCUCUAAGCAAAGCGCCACAGCCCUGGCAAUACAGGAAGCCGAGGCCAGCGACGCUCGACAGCGAGCUGCUGAACAUCACCAGCGCGCCACAGAAGCUGAGCUCCAGGAAAGAAAGCUGGAGAGGCAGCUGCAGGAAGAGGUCGAAGCAAAUCAGACAAGCCGAGACGCGCUGGUGGCUGAAUACCAGGCACAGCUGCAGGAGCAGCAGGCAAUGUCCGAGCUCUCCAAGCACAGCGCCAAAGCCCUAGCCAUGCAGGAAGCAGCCGAGGCAGCACAGCAGCAACGCGUUUGUGAAAUGUUGAAGUCCGAAGUGGCCAAGAUGGAACAAAUGUUGUCCGCACCUUCGAGCCCAGUCAGAGCGGAUCCCAUCGAGGCAGAGGAUGUGCUGGGUGUCGCGGUGCCGGAAGAUCCUCAGCGCACUGGCUUGAAAGACGACCGGGUGCAGGGGGCUUUUCAUGCUCUGUCGCAAAUGGUCAACAAACUGAACCAGAGGCUCUACUUCGCCGAGCAGGAACUGAAGGAUGAGAUGCACAGCAGCAUGUCCCCGGCCGUGGAGCCUGAGUUGGAGCAGUGCAUGGCGGCUCCGGUCCUGGAGGAGCUCCAGGCAGAGCGUGCAGAGUGCAGGGCGAUGGCAGAGGAGGCCGAGGAGCGACUCUCCGUGAUCUUGGAGUCCGAGGUCACAGUCGAGGAGCUUCAGCAUGAGCUGACGCAGAAGGAUCAAGAGGCGAGUGAGAUUAUCGAGAUCGGGUGCACCUUGGCCCAAGAACUGGAGGAGCUCCAGGCAGAGCGCGCAGAGCGCAGGGCGAUGGCAGAGGAGGCCGAGGAGCGACUCUCCGUGCUCUUGGAGUCCGAAGUCACAGCCCGACAGCAAGCUGCUGAGCAUCAACAGCGCGCCAAAGAAGCCGAGCUCCAGGAGAGUAAGCUGAAGAAGGAGCUGCAGGAGGAGGUCGAAGCGAAUCAGAGAAGCAAAGCGACGACGCUGGUGGCUGAACACCAAGCUCAGCUUCAGGAGCACAAGGCAAUGUCCGAGAUUGCCACAGCCCUGGCAAUGCAAGAAGCCGAGGCCAGCGAGGCCCGACAGCGAGCUGCUGAACAUCAACAGCGUGCCAAAGAAGCUGAGCUCCAGGAGAGCAAGCUGGAGAGAGAGCUGCAGGAGGAGGUGGAGGCGACUCAGAAAAGCAGAGUGGCGCUGGCAGCUGAACACAAAGCUCUUCUGCAAGAGCUGCAGGAGCGGCGGGCCAGCGAGGCCCGUCAGCGAGCUGUUGAACAUCAGCCACACGCUGAAGAAGAUGAGCUCCAGGAGAGCAAGCUACUCUUAGAGAGGGAGCUGCGCGAGGAGGUGGAAGCACAGCAGAAGAGCAAAGCGGCGCUGGUGGCUGAACACCAAGCUCUUCUGCAGGAGCAGCGGGCAAUUUCCGCGAUUUCCGAGCAGGGUGCCGCAGCCCUGGCAAUACAGGAAGCCGAGGCCAGCGAGGCCCGACAGCAAGCUGCUGAACACCAACAGCGUGCCAAAGAGGAGAGCAAGCUAGCGAGGGAGCUGCGGGACGAGGUGGAGGCGAAUCAGAAAAGCAGAGUGGCGCUGGCAGCUGAACACAAAGCUCUUCUGCAAGAGCUGCAGGCCAGCGAGGCCCGUCAGCGAGCUGUUGAACAUCAGCCACGCGCUGAAGAAGAUGAGCUCCAGGAGAGCAAGCUACUCUUAGAGAGGGAGCUGCGCGAGGAGGUGGAAGCACAGCAGAAGAGCAGAGCGGCGCUGGUGGCUGAACACCAAGCUCUUCUGCAGGAGCAGCGGGCAAUUUCCGCGAUUUCCGAGCAGGGUGCCGCAGCCCUGGCAAUGCAGGAAGCCGAG